AUGGCAUCUGCAACACCUGCGAGGCGCGUCUUGGGCGACCUCAAUGCGAACACGCCCCUCAAAAGCCGAGCAGGCGGCUCGUCGCAAUCUGGGUCAGCAAAGGCUUCCAACAGUCCUACGAAGCCGCGUAUUAUGGGAGAGACAUCGAUAUCAUCAUCACAUACUCAAACUACGAUGCUCGAAGCGACUGGUGAAGAAGCUCAGGUAUUGGGCAUUAAGAGGAGCCGUGACGAUGCGAAUGAUGAGGAUGAAAGCUCAGCACCCCUCGUGGGCACAGGGGGAAGGGCCGUAUCCAAGAGGCAUAAGGUAUCCCAUAGCUCAAACCUUGGUACUCCAGCACAUACAUCGGUGGACAUUCUCUGCGGUGCUGUUCGAGGAGUUCCUCAAUGGUCUCCAGUCGCCGGUCAGGAAGAAGUUGUGGGACGUUAUGAGGAUGAUCUAUCGGGACCACCCUCUCCUGAGAGCGUGGCGUCACCUGCCUCUUCCUUUAGAAGUCAGGAUAACGAAAUGAACGAUUCGCAGAACACCACCAUCACCAUCCCCGACGACGACCUUCUCCCUCCCCGUGCCUUACCCCUUAGCCACGAACAACUCCGUCAGAAAGCCAAAGAAAUUAAGCUCCGCCUCAGGCUCGCCAGCUAUAAAGUCCGCACAAAUCAAAUCGACAUCCCCAUCUCGCGUCUCGAAGUACGCUCUUCAGGCGCGUCAAUUUCAACAACAUCCAAAGCCCCAUCAUCUGCUAUCACCCAACCAACAAAACCUUCCUCCCAAAGCCAACCAGUAUCUCGACCCUCCACCGCACCCACCGUUCCAGAUAUCAGCCUCCAAACACCAUCUGCCGAAAACAAGCGUCCAAAAGCCGUUGCUAUUCCAUCCUCGCCGCCUGCACAUCACUCAACACAAAACCCUCCCGACAAACAGACAUCCUCGAAGAACGCACCCGCUAGCGUUACACGUGAAUUUAUUGCCACUCCUGUAAUCCCGCGACAACGCGAAAGCCUGCUGAAUCCGCCAGCCCUAGGUACCCCGACAAAGGGUGGCGAUUUAGCAAGCAGCAUGUUAAAAGGUCGUGCGGCAGAUGGUUUAUUGAGCUUGAUGCGCCAUCAGAAUUAA
This is a messenger RNA of Drepanopeziza brunnea f. sp. 'multigermtubi' MB_m1, 1113 nucleotides long. The record is from RefSeq and is a predicted model, not a curated record. NCBI's taxonomy places the organism in Eukaryota, Fungi, Ascomycota, Leotiomycetes, Helotiales, Drepanopezizaceae.